Molecule: messenger RNA, 1474 nt
Organism: Pseudo-nitzschia multistriata
Lineage: Eukaryota; Bacillariophyta; Bacillariophyceae; Bacillariales; Bacillariaceae
Source: the annotation of a GenBank genome assembly
GGACAGCGGUAAAUGGGGACAACCCGACUAUUGGUACUUUUGAUGCAUGUGCUCGGGUUACCUAGAAGCAUGAAGGUGAUUAUGUAUCCUUUUUUGAUACAUCAAGUAAGGUGAUCAUUGAUGCGGAAAGCAAGUUCCAGACGUUUGAGAAGGCCAUCACGGUUGUGGGCACCAGCAUGAAAUCAUUGGAAGAUAAUCAAAAGAAGACAAUCAAACUGGACUCCUAUCUGUGUGGUCCAUCUGAUUCAGGAGACCCAGGCCGCACCUACAAGAUUGGCCAGAGCUUCUCCAUCUGCGUUGGCCCUUCUGAGGAUGAGAAGAUCAACUAUGACUAUCUUUGCAUGGUUGCAUUUGAAGAGGUUACAUGUGGCAAAAUUGAGGUGGUGGAAGACGGAGUUGAGACGGCACUGACAAUUGUCACCACUGAUCCCACAAAUAACAAGAAGGCCGAUGGAGCCAGUGUAGGAGUGGGUGUUUUGUCUUUUGAAACCGUAGUGACUCCCAAGUAUUAUACCGGAAAUUCUGCAGAAGAUGAAGCUUUGGUCACAUGCUCAGGCACGGUGGAGCUGGUGGGCUUCACCAAGCCAUUAAAGUUUAAGAAGGCCGGAUGCAGAAAAACUCCUCUAGAAAGAGGCCUCAAUGGCCCCUUAUUUCCUCUAGAUAAUGGUGGGGUUGAAUCUGAUGCAAAGCAGUGCAAUGAUUUUUGCAAGCCUACUAGCGAGACUAAGUACUUCCUGCUGGAUUGCCCCCACUUUUUUGGUCUUGGGGGAGAUAAUUAUUAUGAAUGCUUUUGCGUCGAUGAUAUCGAUGAUAUGAAUGAUACAUGCACUGGUGAAGAAAGUACCAGCAGCUUUGCAACUACCAAAAAUUCUCCUUGUAAGAAAGAAUACAUUAGUAGUGAAAGUAAGUAUCAAUUUGAUAUGGGUGACAAGUUGUUGACAUCUCCGGUCUACCAUGUCAACCAUUCCGAUCGCCGAUUGACCGCCAGCUUCUCGACCAACAGCGGCAAUCUCUUGCAGCGCCACCUCCAAGAAAGCGGCAACAAGGCAGACACCAGCGGCUCCUUUGGCACCAAGGUUAAUCUCUUGCAAGAGGACAAUGCAGAUGCCGUCUUUGGUGAUCUUGUGGCUCAGGCAGCAGACACAAGCGCUGCGCCAAGCACCGGGAUGGCAACCGCUGCUGGUGCCGUUGUUGCAGCCGCUGCUGCCCUGGUCUGAGCAGACAACAAACUUGAAGACACACCAAUAUUACACACACAGAGAAAAAAAUACAUAUUCCAAUUGCCAACCAAAACAUGUUCAAGCGCCACCAAGCACUGCCCGGCCAGCCCAGAAUAAAAACAAGCGCCGUUGCUGCAGCUGCUGCUGCUGCAGUUGCCCUGGCCUGAGCAGGACCACCAUUUGUAAAACCCUUGUUGCAUAUUUACAUGACAAAAGUAACCGCCAGCCAGUUGAAAUAAUUAAUUAAUUAGUAA